This is a messenger RNA of Adelges cooleyi (spruce gall adelgid), 1469 nucleotides long. Its product is annotated as multiple inositol polyphosphate phosphatase 1-like. Gene Ontology annotation, molecular function: inositol phosphate phosphatase activity; acid phosphatase activity. NCBI's taxonomy places the organism in Eukaryota, Metazoa, Arthropoda, Insecta, Hemiptera, Adelgidae. The record is from RefSeq and is a predicted model, not a curated record. The coding region runs from base 71 to 1435 and encodes 454 amino acids. The transcript has 8 exons.
CUGCGUCUUAGAGAACACCAAACGCUUCAACAAAGUUCAUAAAAUUACUUAAGUUUAAAAUUUAAACAAUAUGACCACGUUUUUUUGUAAUGGUGAGGCGGCUUUGUAUAAGAUUGUGUUGUUGUUUUUUUGUCUUGUUCCGGCAUUUAUAAUGAAUGCCCAAGGUUUGCAUGAUCAACCUAGUGGACUUUACGGAGAAACAAAUAUCGAGCCAACUCAAUAUGACCGUUGUGAAGAUACCGAUCAAUAUUGGCAAUUUGGUAGCAAAACAGUUUACAAUUUAGAAAACACAUUUCCACAACUACCAUCCGCAUGUAACCCAAUACAAAUAUUCAUGGCAGUCCGACACGGGACAAGAGAUUCUUCUAGUAAUUAUAUUAAAAAAAUGUCAAAGUUGACCGACUUAAUAAGUAAAAUGGACAAACCGAAAAUGAACGAAAAAGACGUGGAGGACUUGAAAAAUUGGCAAAUUAACGACGACGGGACAACUGACAGAAAUUUAACCAUCCAAGGAAUCCGUGACAUGAUAGGUCUGGGAGAAAGAGUACGGGCGACGUUCAAACCUCUAUUUGAUGAGCCUUAUGAUCCGGAAAUGUAUAAAGUUAUGUCGGCACCGAAAUCUCGUUGUAUAACCAGCGCCCAGGCCUUUAUGCAAGCCGUUCUUGGAGUUGAGCACAUUGAAGACCUUUCCAAAAAUGUAGACAACCAUGUUUUACCAAACCUUUACAACUUGAAAGCCCAGUUAGGCGGAAUUGUAGACGAGUCGCAAAUUAACGAUUUCAAAAAAAGCGAUACCAUGGCAAAUGUAUUGUCCAGAGUAGCCGAAAAAAUGGGCUUAGACAAAGACGUGAUCACUUUAGAACAACUGGAAACCAUGUUCGAAUCGUGUCGUCAUGGUAGAGCUACGGACCCUAAAUCAAAUCCGGUUUGGUGCAGAGUUUUUUCAAAAGAGGACCGUAAAGUUUUGGAAUACUUGGACGAUCUCGGUUGGUACUAUUCGUUCGGUUAUGGUUGUCGGUUGCAUGAAUAUUUCGCUUGUCCCUUACUCAAGCAGCUCAACGAUAGUUUCAAAGAAAAAGCCGAUGGAAAGGGACCGAAAGGGGUGUUUCAAUUUGCCCAUCGUUCAAACAUGAUUGCUGCAGCAGUGAUGUUAGGUGUGGCAAAGGACGAGCAACGGCUGACCUACGACAACAUGGAGGAGAUGGAAGACAGGAAAUGGAAAACAUCAAAGUUGAACCCGUUCGGUGCAAACACCGCGGCUGUAUUAUACGAUUGUGGCAAUGACGAAUUGAUGGUAUCGUUUUACAUCAACGAAGUCUUAACACCCUUCGAGUUGGACAAUGGAGAUAAGUGUGAACUUUGUCCGUGGAAACUUGUCGAACAGACAUUCGAUGAAAAAAUUCGCAUUUUAAAUUGCGACUGUAAUUCUAAUUGACUUGUUUAUAAAAAAAAAAAUAAACCCUACCACU